Molecule: messenger RNA, 2802 nt
Organism: Contarinia nasturtii (swede midge)
Lineage: Eukaryota; Metazoa; Arthropoda; Insecta; Diptera; Cecidomyiidae
Product: proclotting enzyme
Exons: 11
Coding region: 626-2614 (662 amino acids)
Biological process (GO): proteolysis
Molecular function (GO): serine-type endopeptidase activity
Source: RefSeq, a predicted model, not a curated record
GAAUGUUAAAGAAGAGUGGAUGAGAGAGCCCAUUAAAUCAACACUUCACAUACUUGCUUGCAUGAAGUUUUGAAAUGAAUCGUUCAAGCCGUUGUAUUUUUCGUUGUUCGAUUAGUUAAUAUUCAACAGUGCACAUUAAGAGUCGGUUUUGUGCACACCGACUGAAAGCGACUCAGUUAACUUAACUUUUAUUUAAAUAUCAAAGAGAAAAACAUCGAUUUGGUGACCGUUAAAACAUCCAUUUAUUGACUUUCUUUCCAAAAAAUAGUGCGCCCGUUGGGUAAAAUCAGUUCUUCAGAAUUAGAUCGAUCAAUCGAAAAAGAACAUACUAUAAUUAUACGUUCACUGUGAAUCAAUGUUUGUGUCAAUACUUUGUGAAAAUAUUUAAUGAAGAAAGUUUUUUUUGGCACAAAAAAAGAAGAAAUAGCGAAAAAAUCAAAAUAGAAUGUGCAUGUGUGCUGUGUUUUUAAUUGAAAUUUUCCUAUUCUAUUGACAUCGUGUACAAAACCAUCGUGAUAAAUUAAAACUCAAAUAAUUUGAAUAAAAAAUAUUUUGAACUACUUGUAGAUUGUCGAAUGGAUACUCAAUAAAUGUGUAGAAAAAAGUUGUAAAAAGUUUGUUCAAAAUGAAAUCAAUUUAUGUCAGUGUUGUAAUAUAUUCAGCGGUAGCAGUAUGUAUUGCUCAAUCCGGAAGAUCCACAAGCUCAUACAAACCAUCUUACAUACCCUUAGAUCGUAAUAAAGUGUCUGCGGCACAUUUGAAUCAAAAUUCAAAAAUUCCCAUCAAUUUGCCGCCAACAAAUUCCCCAGAUGGUACGUAUAUUGAACAACCAAUUUUUGAUUUCGAUGUGGAGGAGCCGAAAAUUGCAGCCCGAAGUAAAUUGGACAUUUCGUCAGGAACAUUUCUAGAUGAAGAUAAAGAAGUUUAUUCAUUACCAAAUGUCAGGCGUCGCCGUCAAAAUGAAAACGAAGAAGCACGAUUAUUAUCACAAUCGGCAUUUAAUCGCAUAACCGAAACACUUGGGGCAUUGAACAAAGUUGGAAGUUUCUUUUUAAAUAUGACACGAGAGGUGAAUGGAGAACAUGGUCAUCGCGGUGAUAUGCAAUUAAUAUCCUCUUCGUCAUCAUUAAAUAGUGUCAGCACAAAGAAACCAAUAACUGCUGAACAAUCGGGAGUUUUUUCCACCGAUUAUUCGACAACCACUGAAAAAAUUGAAUCGAAUGCACUUUUGACACUUUCCAAUAACGUGUUGGGUCAAAAUGUUACAAAAAACAUUGAACCGCUCAUAAAGCGUGUUGGGCAAGCACCAGAAAAAGAGUCUAAAUUGGAUAAACAGACGUUAAACGAAAAAAUUGACAUGGCUGCAUUGGCAGAAAAAAAGCGAAAAAAGCAUCAAGCUGUGACAUCAAAGAAAGAUACAGUCGCUCCACAAAUUGUUUCAUCGACAUUGUCACCAGCUAAAAUUGAUGAUAUCGAUGGCAAAGAAGGUGAAAAUAGGUGUAUAACUCCGUUAGGAGGUCCAGGUCGAUGUGAAGAUUUGAGCGUUUGUCCAAGCUUAUUGUUGAAUUUGUCCGGCCUACGAGACUCGCUUUGUUUUAAGCGUUUAUUCAUUCCGGGAGUUUGCUGUCCCCUCGAUGACGAUGAAGAGCAGAGUCAUUUUACAACAAAACGACCACAAACUUCAUUGGUUUUAACGCCAUUGACCACGACGACAACAAAACGGCCGCCAUCGGUUUUGUUGCCAGUACAAACGAUAUCUAGACCACCUAAUAAUCCAUCAAAUCCUUUAGCACCUGGCAUCGGAAGUGUAAAUGAAAUAAAUAGCAAUGUUGUUGAUGAGAAGCAGUGCGGACAGCAAGAAAUAUCAUCAGGUCGUGUGGUUGGUGGUAUUGAAGCGGAAUCUGGUGAAUACCCGUGGCUCGCUGCAAUAUUUCUUCACGGUGAUAAACGAGUCGAAUUUUGGUGCGGUGGAUCGUUGAUUGGUACUAAAUAUGUGUUAACGGCAGCUCAUUGUACUAGAGAUUCUAGACAACGGCCGUUUGCCGCUCGACAGUUCACUGUACGUUUGGGAGAUAUUGAUCUUUCAACAGAUCGAGAGGAAUCCGCUCCCGUUACGUUUAAGGUUACCGAGGUUCGAGCUCAUCCACGAUUUUCACGCGUUGGUUUUUAUAACGAUAUCGCGAUAAUGGUUCUGGAUCGUGCAGUGCGAAAGUCAAAAUACGUCAUUCCGAUUUGUUUACCUAAACCAAAUAUCCUUCCAUCUAGAUUGGCAGGCCGUCGAGCAUCCGUCGUUGGAUGGGGUACCACCUAUUACGGCGGUAAAGAGUCAACAAUUCAACGAAAAGCCGAACUACCAAUCUGGAGGAAUGAAGAUUGUAACCGUGCCUACUACCAACCAAUCACCGAUAAUUUUGUUUGCGCCGGAUACACCGAGGGAGGAGUGGACGCUUGCCAGGGAGACAGUGGUGGUCCAUUAAUGAUGCGUGUAGAAUCACGGUGGUUGCAGCUGGGAAUUGUUUCAUUUGGGAAUAAAUGUGGGGAGCCAGGUUACCCAGGUGUUUAUACACGUGUCUCAGAAUACUUGGACUGGAUUCAAGAGAACACUAAAGACUAACAGAUCGCUUAGUCAUUGUCGUCGUCAAUUAUUUAUUUGUAAUUUAAUUUAUGUAAAGUAUUUAUGUUUACUUAUGUUUAUAAUUAUGCGUACGCAGUCUGACAAAAAAAAAAAAGAAUUGCUUUACAUUAAAAAGUCGAAAUAUUUCAACAGUUUAAAACUGUAUACCUUGUUGCAAUAAAAAAUGC